Messenger RNA from Pundamilia nyererei, 1919 nucleotides. RefSeq names its product GATA binding protein 1a (gene gata1a). The transcript has 6 exons. The coding region runs from base 268 to 1542 and encodes 424 amino acids. Gene Ontology annotation, molecular function: RNA polymerase II cis-regulatory region sequence-specific DNA binding; zinc ion binding; DNA-binding transcription factor activity, RNA polymerase II-specific. The record is from RefSeq and is a predicted model, not a curated record. Lineage: Eukaryota; Metazoa; Chordata; Actinopteri; Cichliformes; Cichlidae. Gene Ontology annotation, biological process: positive regulation of transcription by RNA polymerase II; negative regulation of transcription by RNA polymerase II; cell fate commitment. Gene Ontology annotation, cellular component: nucleus.
CAUCUAAGCCCCACACAAGCUCAUUCUCUCUGGACCAAAGAGGUGUGUCUUUUAAAAAAAUGUUUGUCCCCAACCCCUCCCACGGACUGUCUCGUUGCCCUAAACUUUGCUGGUAGUUAGAGAACUUUUUUAGUUGUAGCCAUCAGCCUACAGUGAGGUCCAGCUGUGCACCACCUCCCACCUGGCUGCAUACAUUUUUCGGCUCUAAAAGCUCACUGCACCUAUCACUCGUCGGUGGCGUCCACUCAGGCUGUUUUACCUGCCAACAUGGAAGAUUCAUCAGAGCAGUCCCACUGGGUGUCUCCAUCCCUGCUCAGCUCAGACCCCCUGGCCGCUUUCUCCUCUGAUUCUGGCCUGUUGCCUCCGGGAGAAGAGGGUGAGACGUUCUUCACCGGCCAGGACACUGACUACACCAGCCUGCCCUCUUUCUUCUCCACCCCAAGCCUCAGCCGAGCGCCAGCUCCUUACCGACACGGCUCUGUUCGACCAAUGUUCAACUCACCGAGCCUGCUCAGCAACCUUCAGCUGCUGGAUGGGCUGCCCAGCCACUCUCUGAGCUCGCCCUACAACCCCCCAGUCUCCACCUGGAGCAGCAGCCCUCUCACUAAGACGCCAUUGCAUUCGCACACCCCGACCUCCCUCUACACCCCUGGAAUGACCUCCUCUUUCACCACUUCCAGAGAUGGAUACUCGUCUCCGGGCAGAGAGGGCAGGGAAAGUCCCCAUUUUCAGGAGGCCCUCAAGGCAGAGCGCCUGAGCCCACUUGGGGGGUCUGGGGCCAGCAGCAGCUUUCUCAACCUGACUCCUGCAGCUGGCAGCGUCUACACUCCAUCAUCCCACCCACACAUGCUAAGCCCCUACAGCUCAUACAUGAGUGGCCCACAGGACUACAGCUCCGCUGCCCUCUACUCCAGCCCCGGAGCCUGGAUCAACCCCUCGUACUCCCCUAAACUCCGUAACAAGAUGAGGAUAUCCACUCCAGAGGCCAGAGAGUGUGUCAACUGUGGAGCCACAGCUACCCCUCUGUGGCGCCGGGAUGGUACAGGCCACUACCUGUGCAAUGCCUGUGGACUGUACCACAAGAUGAACGGCCAAAAUAGACCUCUAAUCCGACCCAAGAAGAGACUGAUUGUCAGCAAGCGCGCAGGUACCCUCUGUGCCAACUGUCACACAAGCACAACAACGCUGUGGAGACGCAACGCCAACGGGGAACCUGUGUGUAAUGCCUGCGGACUCUACUUUAAACUGCAUAACGUUAACCGGCCUCUCACCAUGAAGAAGGAUGGAAUUCAAACACGUAACAGAAAAGUCUCCAGCAAGAACAAGAAGAGCAAGAAGGCCGCCUUGUUGGAGCCGUACAUGGAGGUGACUCAGCCGCCCUCCCUGGACGACAACGGUGGGCCCUUCUCCCUCGGCCCCGGGACUCUCCUCACCUACAGUCACUCGCCUCACCUCAUGCCUACACCGUCCCCGAUCCAUCCCUCUGCCAGCUUACCCUACACGCACCACCUCAACUCUGGCAUGGUGCCCACACUAGUGUGACAUAACAGGACGGGCACCUGUGAAUACUCAGACACGAGCCCGCUUCCUUGUAUUGCCAGUUAUUUGUACAUAUGUGUUGUUGGCUGUCAUGCGAAUGGAGUUUCCUGUGUAUUUUACCUGCGUUUCAUCCACAUGUUGUGUUACUGUGCUGACUGGGCACUUGUGUGAAGUCCGAUAAAAUCACUCAGGUUUUGGCAUAUGUAAACACCCUAAUAAGGGAAUUCUCCCAGCUGUAAAUACAAACACAAAUCUGAUUUACGGUAUCUGUGUGACAAUUCUUCUUUUAUUAUUCUUAAAGUAAAGCUAUGCCUUAGUUUUGUGCUUCAGGGGUCUGUUUUGUAUUUGCAUAAUUCUUAUUACCAUAUUAAAACUCUAAA